Molecule: messenger RNA, 996 nt
Organism: Pochonia chlamydosporia 170
Lineage: Eukaryota; Fungi; Ascomycota; Sordariomycetes; Hypocreales; Clavicipitaceae
Product: MFS multidrug transporter
Exons: 4
Coding region: 1-996 (331 amino acids)
Biological process (GO): transmembrane transport
Molecular function (GO): transmembrane transporter activity
Source: RefSeq, a predicted model, not a curated record
AUGGCUGUCACUGUGUUCACGCUCUCCGUCUUCAUUGGGCCGAUGGUUGCCCCCUUCAUCGGAGGGUUCAUUUUGUCGAGCCAUUUGGGUUGGAGAUGGACGCAGUACUUGUCCGGAAUAUUGGCCUCGGCGGCUGCUGUGUUGAAUUUCCUGUUUGUUCGAGAGUCAUAUCCGCCCAUCAUACUAAGCCAGAAAGCGGCAGAGCUACGCCGCCGAACAAAGAAUUGGGCCAUUCAUGCUAAGCAGGAAGAAGUUGAGGUGGAUUUUAAAGAGCUACUGGAGCGAAACUUUACACGCCCACUUCAUAUGCUGGCUGUUGAGCCUAUCGUUCUUCUUAUAAGUCUCUACUCUUCAUUCAUUUAUGGGCUGCUCUAUCUCUUUCUGACAGCUUAUCCUGUCAUAUUUCAAGGAGUAUACGGCAUGAAGCCAGGAGUCAGUGGGCUUCCAGAACUAGGCGUCGUCAUAGGCUGUUUGUGUACUGGCGUCGUCAUGAUUCUCCGUCUGCCCGUAUAUCGGAGAAAACUGGAGAGAAACGAAAAUAUACCCAUACCCGAAUGGCGCUUACCAGAGGCCAUGUUCGGGGGUAUCAUCUUCGCCGGCGGUAUGUUCUGGCUCGGAUGGGCUGGAUACCGUAGCCAAGUCCACUGGAUUGUACCAACCAUUGGAGGCGCCGUAGCAGGAUUUGGUAUUUCCAUGGUGUUUCUGCAGGCAUUCAAUUACCUAAUUGAUUCCUACCUGAUGCUUGCGGCAUCAGCUCUCGCAGCCAACACCUUCUUGCGAUCACUGUUUGGGGGAAUUUCCCCGCUAUUCGCCUCGUACAUGUUUAAAGGAAUGGGAAUUAAUUGGGCACUGACUUUGUUGGGAUGCGUUGCCUCGCUCUUUUCUCUGGUGCCAUUUGUGUUCUACUUUAAAGGUCCGAGGAUCAGACAAAUAAGUAGAUACACACCAAAGAUCAACAUUAAUGUGCCAGCUUCGACACCAGAAGAGAAGGUAUAG